Oxyura jamaicensis (ruddy duck) is the source of this 2892-nucleotide messenger RNA. Its product is annotated as splicing regulatory glutamine/lysine-rich protein 1-like. The transcript has 4 exons. Lineage: Eukaryota; Metazoa; Chordata; Aves; Anseriformes; Anatidae. The record is from RefSeq and is a predicted model, not a curated record. The coding region runs from base 1077 to 1478 and encodes 133 amino acids.
AGGUCUUAGAGAACCUUUGAAGGACUAGGCAGCAGCUGACCUUGCUUUACUGACAAACAGCAUGCAAGUGCUAGAAAUAAGAUGGCUAUUUAUCAGUCCUAGCUUAAAGAAGACAGACAGACCAGAGGAAGUUAAGGAUCAGGAUCCUUUUCCAACAGUCCAUCAAUAGGCUAGCGGAGAUAGGAAAUAAUUUUGUCCAAAGAGAUUUCUUGAUGGCUGUAGUAGUAUCUUCAUUCAUAACCCAGUAAUUGCCCAAUCUGAAGGCUGUGUAACAUCAAUUUGAGUUAGUCUUAGACAUUGAAUAUUGUGUGUCAGAGAUUUUUUCUUAAAUUUUUGUUUCUUUUUGCAUGAAGAAGGCAGUGAGAUUCCAUAUGUUCCACUUGCAAUUUCUGCUGGUAUUAGCAAGGCUCAUUCCAUUAAAUGUGUUCUAUUCAAAAUCAGAUUCCAGAAUAGCAACUUCAGCAAAUUCCAUACCUGUAUAAAACAGCUGGUUUCCAACGUAUUACAAGCUCUUUGGUGCAUUAUAGAAUGAUAAAUAAUAAAUAUAAACUUAUCCAUUUUGAUUUUGACAACAGCUUGAGCUUCACUUUACGCUGACUGUUUGCUUCUAAACCAAUAGGAAUGCUAGCUCAUAUAUUCAGGAAUUAAACUUGAGUCAGGUUGAACUGAAAUUCCAGUGAUCUCGAGCAUGUAAUGUUUUGAAGUUCACAUUACUGAAGUUAUGUAUCUUGUUUUCUUGUGGCUCCUCAUUCAAUUGCAUUCUUUUCUUGACUGGAGAAACUCUUAUUUAAUACAGUAUUAGCGAAUUCAUUGAGCUUCCAUUGUUAUCAUGUGUGAAUACAAGCAUGUGAAGAUGAACAUAAAACUGAAAUCUGAAAGGGCGCAACUUUUUUUUUCUCCCUCCUUUCCACUUCAAUUCUCCCCUUUUCCACCAAACUGAAACAUAAAAAAACUUUAAAAAAAAAAAACAAAAAAAAAACUAUGUACAAUUCAUAUACUGUUGGCAAUAUAUAAUGUUAAACUUGGGGAUAUUUACUUAGUUGUUGUGGCAAAUUAUUUUACGAGCUUUCUUUUUUAUGCAGUUUCUGAGUUUAUUCUUGGUUGUCUUUGCUGAUCUUGAAUUUCUUGGUCCUGCAGAGAAAGACAUAAAAGGAAGAGUAGAAGUCCUUCCAAAUCUCCUAAAACAUCCAAAGCAACAAAAAGAAAGUCUUCACGAACUCCUUCUCCAAGAAGAAACAAUAAAGAAUAUAAAAAGAGAAAGGGAUACAAAUAAUGAAAGAAGAGAGAGAGAAUGCUCCACCUCCAAGAAAAAAAGUGAUAAAGAAAAAGAUAGAAAGGAGCAAUCUGACCAAAACACCACUACUUUGAAGGUUAAAAAAUCCACAAAAACAAUGUGUACUGUUUAUUCUUGGGAGUGGUGUGAUUUAAUGCUCUUGCCACUGUGUCCAUUUAAGACUAGAAAGUGCUUUACCAAAUAAAGUAUAGACAGUAAUUUUUGUGAUAUUUAAGCCAUAUGCUGUUGGCUGGUAAACAGCUUAUUCUGAUUUAAAUAAAAAUAAAAAUUUGUAUGCUUAUGGAAGACUGUGAAGUAUCAUGUCUUGCAACAACAGUUGUCUUAUAAUGUGUAAGUAGCAUAAAGCAGAGAUUGUAUACUUGUUAUCUUUGGCACCAUUUCACUAAUAAAAUUAGGUAUUUUAGAGGGAAGUUUCUGUUGGCAUGUACAUAUUAAAGGAAUAUUUUUAGUUGAUCAUCUGGUUUUAUUCAGGUAGCUUAUUUUAAUUUGAAAUGUGGAUACAAGUGAAAAUAUACAUAUAUUAUUUAUAUCUUUUAAAAGCUACGUUUCUCCUUCUCUGAGAGAAAUUAGAAAGCAUAUUGUGUUUCAGUUACUUAGUUUGAUUUCCUGCAUUUUGUUAUUCUAAAAUUGCAUAGCUUUACUAUAUAGCAGUUACAGGAUAUGUAAAAGAUUGUGCACAGUUAGAUAAGAAAAAAUACCUUAAAUAAAUGAUAAUUAAGGAUGGCAGCCUUACUAGCUAAUUUAUCACAUGUAAGUCCAUAUGCAACAUAUUAUAUUUUAUGUGAAUUAAAGGUUACCUUAGAAAAAAAGUUUUAAAGACCAAAGGGGGGGGGAAUAAAUUUUUAUUUUCUAGUUUUGCUUUGCACAUACUUUGCAGAUUUGUGAGGGUUAUUAAGUUAUAUAUGUUUGUAUUAGGGGCUUUACAGUUCUUCUCUUCCUAAAAUGCUGCCACUAGAGAACUAAAAGACCUGUCUCCAUAGAGGGUAGAUCAUUUUUAAAUCAGUAGUGUAGCACAGUAAUGAAGUUCAUGCUUGUUCCACCAGGAUUGUGUAAAUUAAUUGUGUUCAUGCUUGCUCCACCCAUUAAAUGUGUCUAUCUUUCACUGGAAGUCCAUUGUCUUCAUUGUAAUAAGUUUGCAUGCUGAGCUGCAAUGUCAGGUUGUUUGGUUUUGCACUUUAUAAAAUAGAGGAAAUUAAGCAAAGAUUUUGAGAACAGCAUAAUUCGUUAUAGCUGUAUUGUUUUUCAAUGUAAUUUUAUUUGAGUCGGCCUUUAAUUGAAAAUGUUGUGACUCAUAAGUCAGCUCAGAAAAGUAACAAUAUGGUGCCAUUUUGCUAAGAGCAUUUAAAGCACAUAUGCAGAAGCUUCCAUUAGUGACCACAGUUAUUUCAUAACUGUGUUUCUGGAUAACAGAUAGGGCUUUUAUUUGGAUUUUAAAAGGGGAAGGUAGCAGAAAACAACUGUUGGUGGAUGAAACAGGAAUCCAAGCUCAAAAUAGAGGCGACUGUCACUCAAAUAAAUUCAGUGAAGUCAAUAAGUUUACACAGGUAUGAGGGAUGAAAAUUUCCUCACAAACAUUAAUAUUAACAUGGUGUUAAAAA